Messenger RNA from Aplysia californica (California sea hare), 689 nucleotides. Its product is annotated as muscle M-line assembly protein unc-89. Gene Ontology annotation, biological process: synapse organization. The record is from RefSeq and is a predicted model, not a curated record. Gene Ontology annotation, cellular component: neuron projection membrane. NCBI's taxonomy places the organism in Eukaryota, Metazoa, Mollusca, Gastropoda, Aplysiida, Aplysiidae.
AUGGCGCUAUCUGCGUUCUCCAGAUAUGUGGGCGUGAUUCGUCCCUCCCGGCGCAAACCUUCCUUUAUGGACAACCCGGAGUCUGUGUCGCAUGAAGAGGGAGACACCGCUGUCCUCUUCUGCUCUGUGCUCAACCUAGGGGACCACACGGUCACUUGGCGCAAACUGCCCAGGUCUGCACCGUUGACCAUCGGUACUACGUCAUGGACACGUGACCAGAGGGUACAUGCUGAGCAUGUGCCAAACAGCUCACAAUGGAACCUGGUCAUAGAGAAAGCCAAGAUCGAUGACGCAGGGGUUUACGAAUGCCAAAUCAGCAAACGGAAAUUGCAGCUGAGGCGAGCCGUUACGUUGGUCAUAAGAGCCAAACCUGCUGCUCAGCUUCCACGAAUAGAAAUCAGCGGGGAGAACGUGGUGAAGUCUGGCUCUGUGCUCACUCUGACCUGCAACGCCAGCCUCGUGGACGUGUCUGUGGAGAGGAUUUCCUGGAUCAAAGAUGGCGAGCCGCUGAGGUUGGACUCUGACAGCCGUUACAGCAUACAUACGUCAGUGACCCUCACAGGUCGGAGUUCAGGGACGAUCAGCAGCAAGCUGGAGAUCAAGGCCACGAGGAUCUCAGACAGUGGAGGCUAUCUCUGCAGGUCAACAGAAAGGGCACAGAUGGCCGGGGUCAAGGUCGAAAUUCAAAG